UUGUUUCCAGAGUUGUGGCUGUUGUUUGUGUGACGCACAACCAUGGAGACCAUCGUCACAGAAACCAUUGGGUCAAGCUUUUCAGCAACCUCAGCAGGCCAGACAAACUGCCCAUGCCUCUGGGCAGCAGUUAGCCCAUCAGUCUGCUGGGAGGAGAUGCACCACUGCUGCCUUUGCCAUAUUCCAGUUUUCUGUUAGUAAAUGUGGCACCAGUAUGUUGGUAAGUUUGUUGACUUGAUCUAUUGAGUUUGUUUUCAUGAAACCAUCUUGGUUCAGAAUGUGUCUCUUGCAGGAUGAGGGAGGCUAUUUGGUUUAUGAAAAACAGAUGUCAUCUUCAUAUGAAGUUUGGAUUGGACCCCUUGCGUCCAUCACAAGGGACAGCCACUUUCAGUUGCUCUUCCAGUGUAGGUAUUUGGGCAGUACUGUUGAGGCUCUGGUUGUUGACGUUAACAGUUCCUCUAUCCUCCCCUGUGGCUGUCCCAGGAGCUCUUCGAGCAGAGCUCAGACUGGCAAGUGGCCAAUGUCUCGCAAAGAUUGCAAUGAGGGAGUGGAGGCAUGCAAGUCUUACUAUACUGCAGCAGACUACCCCGUUACUAAAGUCCUGCGGGAGCCUGUGUAUACUGAAGUGCACAUCCUGGGAAGAACUGAUCCCAAACUUGUCCUUAUUCUGGUGGGUGACGUCAACUCCCAGCCUUAAGAGUGCCCCAGUGGGAUGUCCUGGUUGACGGUGCCCCAGUCUUUGAACUACAGCCCCCUGGCAGUGGCUGGCUCUACAAUGCUUGUUGUCUUUGUCCUGGUGCUGGCUGUGAUAUGGAGAUCAAAGGUAUUAGUUGCAAUACAAAUAUUCUUUAAAACUCUGACAUUUGUCUGUGGAUCAAUUC
Messenger RNA from Coregonus clupeaformis (lake whitefish), 881 nucleotides. Its product is annotated as zona pellucida sperm-binding protein 1-like. Gene Ontology annotation, cellular component: egg coat. The transcript has 4 exons. NCBI's taxonomy places the organism in Eukaryota, Metazoa, Chordata, Actinopteri, Salmoniformes, Salmonidae. Bases 257 to 697 code for a protein of 146 amino acids. The record is from RefSeq and is a predicted model, not a curated record. Gene Ontology annotation, biological process: binding of sperm to zona pellucida; prevention of polyspermy. Gene Ontology annotation, molecular function: structural constituent of egg coat; acrosin binding.